AUGAUCUCUAGCCAGUACAAGGACAAGCUCAAUGAGCUCGAGUCAUGGAUGGCCUCGCCUCGUUUCAACAGCAUCUACAGGCCCUACAACGCAGAACAAGUCUUUGCCGCCCGCAAUUCACCGUCUGUACCCUCGCUCAAUGUCUCCUUUGCCAAUACCCAAGCCAAAAAGUUGUAUGGCUUGCUUCGAGAGCACCAGAAGCAAGGGACACCCUGCCAUACGCUGGGAGCCAUUGACCCAAUUCAAAUGACACAAUACGCGCGGCAUUUGGAAGUCUGCUAUGUCUCGGGCUGGGCGGCCUCUUCUACCCUAACACCCACCAACGAUGUCGGUCCAGAUCUCGCUGACUACCCCUAUGAGACUGUUCCCAACUGCGUCGACCGUAUUACACGGGCACAACUGCUGCAUGAUAAAAAGACAUGGGCCGAGCACUGCAAGACGGGCGGUAAGUCGGAGUUUGUGGAUUACCUGCGGCCCGUCAUUGCGGACGCUGAUACAGGGCAUGGUGGCUUGUCGACUGUCAUGAAGCAGGCCAAGUUGUUUGUUGAGGCGGGCGUGUCUGGUAUUCACAUUGAGGAUCAGUUGCAUGGCGGCAAGAAGUGUGGUCACCAGGGCGGCAAGAUUGUCGUACCAACGGGUGAGGAAGUGGCUCGCUUGAUUGCUGCACGGCUGCAAUUCGACUUGAUGGGUACAGAGACAGUCUUGAUUGCACGAACAGACUCAGAGUCGAGUAAACUCAUCUCCUCUUCUGUUGAUGGACGCGACCAGGAGUUCAUUCUUGGUGUGACAGACACCAAUGUCAUGCCCCUUGCUGAACACAUUGCCGCUGCUGAACGAUCACGCUCUGGCGCAGCCGUUAUUGACGCAGCAGAGAAGGAGUGGACAACCAAAAACAAGCUUGUGACCUUCAGCAAAGCGGCCGCAGAACAACUGGCUGCAGAGGGUAUCACCAAGGAUCAAAUUGACAGUACGGUCAAGGCACUCACUGGGCUGAGCAACUACGAGGCGCGGCAAUACAUUCGCGAGCAUUUCAGCAAGGAAAUCAGUUGGAACUGCGAUAUUGCUCGAACGCGUGAGGGAUUCUACAAUUUCGCAGGCGGCAUUGAUGCUGCCGUGAAACGUGCGAUUGAGUUUGCACCGUAUGCGGAUAUGCUGUGGCUCGAGACCAAGACGCCUGAUUUGGCAUAUGCGCGUGAGUUUGCGCAGCGCAUCAAGGCAGUGCACCCAGACAAGAUGCUUGUUUACAAUUUGUCGCCUUCGUUCAACUGGUCUGCACAAGGCUUUACGGAUGAGAAGCUCAAGUCCUUCAUUUGGGACAUGGCCAAGGAAGGCUUCGUCCUGCAGCUUGUGUCUCUGGCGGGUUUGCAUUCGGCUGGUCUCAUUGCACACCAGCUUGCUACAGCAUACAAGACGGAUGGUAUGCUUGCUUACACCAACUUGAUUCAGAAGGUAGAGAAGGCAUCGGGUGCUGAUAUGCUCAAGCACCAGAAGUGGUCCGGUGCCGAGCUGGUGGAUGACUUGCUGAGCAUUGUACAGGCUGGCAACAGUGGAGCCAAGGCGAUGGGUGGAGAUUCGACGGAGAACCAGUUCUCGUAGUGUACGUCUCUGGCUCUGUACGAAUGCUCAACCUGAUACAGUAGAUACUAUCAAACAGUAACUAUUUGACUAAAUUGACUUGUUCCCUGUGCUGCCGACCAAAA
Molecule: messenger RNA, 1700 nt
Organism: Protomyces lactucae-debilis
Lineage: Eukaryota; Fungi; Ascomycota; Taphrinomycetes; Taphrinales; Protomycetaceae
Product: isocitrate lyase
Exons: 1
Coding region: 1-1596 (531 amino acids)
Cellular component (GO): mitochondrial matrix
Molecular function (GO): isocitrate lyase activity; methylisocitrate lyase activity
Source: RefSeq, a predicted model, not a curated record